AUGCAACGACUGUGUGUGUGCGUGCUGAUCUUGGCACUGGCUCUGACCGCCUUCUCUGAAGCUUCCUGGAAGCCCCGCUCCCAGCUGCAGGAUGCACCCUCGGGUCCAGGGGCCAACAGGGGCCUGGAACCACAUUGGCUGAACCGGCUGGGCCCAGCCUCUCACCACCGACGGCAGCUAGGGCUCCAGGGUCCCCCACAGCUGGUGGCAGACCUGUCCAAGAAGCAGGGACCGUGGCUGGAGGAAGAAGAAGCAGCGUACGGAUGGAUGGACUUCGGCCGCCGCAGUGCAGAGGACGGGGACCAACAUCCCUAG
Puma concolor (puma) is the source of this 315-nucleotide messenger RNA. RefSeq names its product gastrin (gene GAST). Gene Ontology annotation, cellular component: extracellular region. Lineage: Eukaryota; Metazoa; Chordata; Mammalia; Carnivora; Felidae. Gene Ontology annotation, biological process: G protein-coupled receptor signaling pathway; response to food. The record is from RefSeq and is a predicted model, not a curated record. Gene Ontology annotation, molecular function: hormone activity.